Hemibagrus wyckioides is the source of this 769-nucleotide messenger RNA. It is a transcript of the gene tex36, whose product is annotated as testis expressed 36. NCBI's taxonomy places the organism in Eukaryota, Metazoa, Chordata, Actinopteri, Siluriformes, Bagridae. The record is from RefSeq and is a predicted model, not a curated record. The transcript is spliced from 5 exons. Bases 145 to 735 code for a protein of 196 amino acids.
UGGACACACAGGUGAGUCUUUUCCCUGCUCUGCAGAGCUCAUGGUCAACAGGACAGCAACUAUUCACUCACAACUCUCUCUCAGCCAUCCAGAAACUUCCAGAUCAAGCAGCCGCACCAGUCUGCCAAGUUAAAGCCAGAUAAUAUGACUAAAGGAGGAAAGAGAUAUGCAAAUAUGGAUCAGGAUGGCAAAUGGUUUGCCCAUGUUGGUUCGCAGCAGUAUGAAGUAACACGACAAGCCUGUACCACCACUGGAGCCAUGCUAUCCCAGGCCAGACCACAACACAUGCAAGGACAUGAGAAAUAUCCCAAAACCUUUAACAACCAUGAAAAGAACACAAGGAGCAGGAGAUAUCCAUUUUCAGAGCAUGACAACCGAGGUUCCUUGCAAGACAGUAUAGAUACAUAUGGCCAUGGUUUGGGUCGUAAGAAGUGUCUGGAUGACCGCCGGGAGCAUAACUCUCAUUUCUGCCUUUGCCAUGAUGCCAGUGUUAGUGAAGCAUGGCUGGGGAGCAGAAAUCAUUCAGCUUAUCAGACUGACUUCUUGCCCAGGCAGAACACAGAGAGCACAGGAGGCACACACAGACGCCGUUUUCCCAGGAACCAUCUGGAGAAGUCACAUCAGGCUGCUGUGGCCCAGGCUGAGGAGGGCUACAUGUGGUUUGGAAGGCAUGAUAUGAAUCAGCAUAUACCUCUUAAUGUACUGGCAGCAACCAACCACUCCUCAGCCUCAUAACUGACAUAAUCCAGGCACAAAAGAACACAUUAAA